GUCCCAGUAACUAGAUAUGUGCUUUGUGUUAUAAAGUGCUUAUCUGGUUCCAAGAACUCUGCUGUGGGAGUGAAUCGGGCUCUUCCACGCGUUGAAACGCAGAUACACUAGAUACCGUGUCCGGAUACAACACGCAACCCACCAACUCUUUGAGCUAUCAUGGCGCGCGAGUGUGUGAUCUGUAACGAAGUCGACAGUGAGGAGUCCCCACUCAUCGAGCUACCUUGUUUCCGGCACUGGGUCUGCCAAGAAGGCUGUGUCGCUUCAUACUUUGAGAACGCGACUGCGAACGAGAGCCUCUACCCACCGCAGUGUUGCAAGGAGCCCAUCCCGCUCGAGCGGUUCGAUGAGUUCGUUCCUGCUGAAGUGAAAGCUGCUUUUCUCGCUAAGGAGCAGGGAGAAUACACCAUCUUGCCCAAGUACCGCGUUUACUGUGCGAACACCGCUUGCAGCAAAUUUUUGCAUCCAAAUGGCCACAUACACGAUGCAGACUCCAACAUGACAUAUGCUGUUUGCGACAGUGACGAUUGCUUCCAGGCGACUUGCUGUUCCUGCAAGAUGCUGCUUGCAGAUGGAACCGAAAGCCACGUCUGCGAGAUCAAUGAUGAAGACCAACUAUUCAAGGAGACCGUCGCAAAACGGGGAUUCAAGGAGUGCUUUGUCUGCGGUGCCACGAUAGAGCUUGCUGAAGCCUGCAAUCACAUCACGUGCGAGUGCGGAAACAACUUCUGCUACAUCUGUGGAAAGGAGUGGGCUGGCGAACAUGGCUGCCCGCAAUACGGCCCAGCAAAUUACGACGAAGACGGGUUCAAUGUGCGCGGGUAUCAUCGCGAGUCCGGCCUGAACCGUGAUGGCCGCACGUUCCAUGAGCAAAUGCAGAUCGACCGUGGAGAAGGCGCGAUUGGCGAUAGCGAUGAGGAUGAUGAGCAAGAGGGCGAUGAUGGCGAGGACGGCGAUGAGUUCGGGAACGACUUGUGGCAUCAAAUCCUCAGCCACGUUGAUCCGGCUCGUAGGGCCAUGCUCGAGAGCGUUGACCCUGAUGAACGCGAAGAUGCCUUGAUACAGCUCCAAGUUGAGCUGAUCGACCAAGGUGUCGUCUUCAAUGUCCAAGCUCCUCCUGCCCCGCAGCAGCAACAAGUUGAAGGUGACGGUGGAGAUGAGCUUGGUGGCAACGACGACGGCGAGGGCAGCGAUGACAGCGAGGACGAUGAUGGAGAUGAGGAAAAUGAUGUCCUUGAUCAAGAGGUUGGUAUUCAAGAGGAAGACACCCAGGAGGAGCGUGCUCAAGAGGGUCAAAUCGAGAACGCCGAAGUCAUCCAAGGUAUUGUUCCCAGUAUGGGCGGUGAAGAGCCUAUGUUCGACUUCGAUGAGGACGACGGUAACCUCUACACGGCGGAUAUUGCUCCCCCAAAUCGCCAGGUCAACAAUGACAACCCUCUUCUGGCAGGAGCUUGGGUCGAUUCGGAGCCGCCCUCGCCCGAUAACCUCUCAUCUGGCACUACAUCCACCAUUGAAUCGCCCGUAACUUCGCCGGAGGCAUUCGCAGAGCUCAGCGACCAAGGAGAGCGUGGUUCCCGUUACGACCUUUGAGCCUACUCUUCAUCUGAAGGCAGCGGGCAAGACUCUUGUGCGUUGUGAAUCGUGUCCAAGUAGGUGGCACCACCACAACUCACGAAUCUCUAUCAUUGCUUUCUUCCUUUGCUACA
Molecule: messenger RNA, 1706 nt
Organism: Paraphaeosphaeria sporulosa
Lineage: Eukaryota; Fungi; Ascomycota; Dothideomycetes; Pleosporales; Didymosphaeriaceae
Exons: 4
Coding region: 160-1590 (476 amino acids)
Biological process (GO): positive regulation of proteasomal ubiquitin-dependent protein catabolic process; ubiquitin-dependent protein catabolic process; protein polyubiquitination
Cellular component (GO): ubiquitin ligase complex; cytoplasm
Molecular function (GO): ubiquitin conjugating enzyme binding; ubiquitin protein ligase activity; zinc ion binding
Source: RefSeq, a predicted model, not a curated record